Messenger RNA from Galleria mellonella (greater wax moth), 1132 nucleotides. RefSeq lists its product as uncharacterized. The transcript has 3 exons. The record is from RefSeq and is a predicted model, not a curated record. NCBI's taxonomy places the organism in Eukaryota, Metazoa, Arthropoda, Insecta, Lepidoptera, Pyralidae. Bases 232 to 930 code for a protein of 232 amino acids. Gene Ontology annotation, cellular component: viral nucleocapsid.
AGUAAUCAAGUAAAGACGUUUUCGUUGUUCUGAUUGUUCAUUGUUUUUAGUUUGUUUGAGCCCUUUGUGUUGAUAACUGUAACAAUAAAACGUUGUUUUAUAUCUAGUUUAAUAAAAAUAGAGUAUAUAACUGAUAUUACUGGUCCUAUAAUCUUAUUUUAAAGAAAUAUACUUUAUCAAUUGUUUUGUGAUUAUAUUAUACUUCGUGUGAGUUUUACAGAGAGAGUAACAAUGACAUCACCUGUAACAAAAUUUAAGUUCACCCAACAGCAACAAACUCCUGUAUUUAUCGGCUCAGAAUUUUACAAUGUAUACAAAAGUUCUGAAUUUUUGCAAAGCAGCCACAACAUCGAUCGCAUUCUCCAUCAAGGUUACGAAUUGAGAAAAUUACUGAAAAAUAAAAAACCAGGCGAAAUAGUAGAAGUGGUUGGGAUGUGGCUGGCACCUAAUUCUCCUUUACGUAUAAAAAAUACGGGCAUUGGUGUCCCAGUGGAAGAUAUGGAAUUCACCCAGAAUCGUCUCAAAGGUCUAGUAGCCGCGUUUGUAUAUGACAACCGUCAGAAAUUCCCCAACAUAAAAGCGGAGGAGGCGAUAAUGCUACGUUUAACUUGGGACAACGGAGACGCUGAAAAGUGUAAAUUGUACUUGUCCGCCGUCGCCGGCGCUGAGCAUUUCGACGAGCAGUUCUCGUAUUGGCCCCUCAUGUGCGCAUUAAGGAAAUUGCAGCUUAAGAAGAUAGACGAAAAGUCCGUUAUGAAAAUUGCUAAGAAAAAAAAUAAAAAUGGCGUCCGCUUGGCGCAUAUCCUGCGGCAGAAUUAUGACGAAGUUAGACGUAUGUGGAAAUAUUUUCCGGACGCCGAGGAUUUCGAUACGUCUAUCGGUCUUACUGUAAUGUCGCCGGAAUUGGUCAACAUCUUUCUGAAAGUUUGAAUUCCGAUUGUCUACUUUGUGGUUAUUGACGAUAUGAUUGGCAAAAUGUGAUAUACUUUUGCAUAUUAACAGUAAUACAUAUGGCCUCUUUAAUCUUUAGUAUAACGGUCAUAUAUUUUAUUGUAUUUUUUGUCUCUUUUUAUUAUUGUUUAAUUAAUAAAAGAGUAUUGCACUUGACCCAUUAAAGCUUAUUUUUAUUAAA